Messenger RNA from Macrobrachium nipponense, 2377 nucleotides. RefSeq names its product ferrochelatase, mitochondrial-like. Gene Ontology annotation, biological process: heme biosynthetic process. The record is from RefSeq and is a predicted model, not a curated record. The transcript is spliced from 5 exons. Gene Ontology annotation, molecular function: protoporphyrin ferrochelatase activity. Gene Ontology annotation, cellular component: mitochondrion. NCBI's taxonomy places the organism in Eukaryota, Metazoa, Arthropoda, Malacostraca, Decapoda, Palaemonidae.
ACUGCAUUGCUUUUACACAAUAUCCUCAGUAUAGCUGCAGCACAACUGGAUCCAGCAUGAAUGCCAUCCACAAGUUCUAUGCUGACAGAGCUGAGGAAACCAAGAUGAAAUGGAGUGUCAUAGACCGUUGGUGCACAAAUCAAUUUUUAGUUAAGUGUUUUGCGGAAAAUAUACAAAAGGAGUUGGACCAGUUCCCUGAGGAGAAACGGAAGGAUGUUUUUGUGCUUUUUUCAGCACAUUCGCUGCCUUUAAAGCAAGUAGGUCGCGGGGGACCCUUUUAUUUUCUGCUGAAGUAGGAGCUACGGGUGCAGUUGGUAAUGCAAGAAUUAGGAUUCAGCAAUCCAUAUCGUUUAGUGUGGCAGAGCAAAGUCGGACCACUUCCCUGGCUCUCUCCAGCAACGGAUGAUUGCAUUAAAGGUCUCGUAGAACGAGGAAGAAAAAACAUUAUUUUGGUGCCCAUAGCAUUCACGAGCGACCACAUCGAAACACUUCAUGAACUCGACAUUGAAUAUGCCGAGGAAGUUGGAGAAAAGGUUGGAGCAGAAUGCAUUCGCCGUUGUGCAUCACCCAAUGACCAUCCACUCUUCAUUGAUGCGUUAGUUGACGUCGUAAGCCAGCACCUCAGAAAGGGCCAUCGUUGCUCAGAACAGUUCCUUCAUAAUUGCCCUCUCUGUAUCAACCCAUCCUGUUAUGCCUCCAAGAAGUGGUUCAGAUAUGCAACAAAAAAAUUCUAAUAACUUCCAUUCAGUCGGAAGGCAGGACGAACAAAAUAAGGUUCAAGACUUGGAAAAUAAAAAAAAACAUUUAGUUCCACAGAUGGGGAUAGGGCAGGGUGCACAUUUGCUUGCAGUCGUUUAUAAGGUUUCUUUUAUAACCUUGGUUAAAUCACAAUCAGCAACAUUACAACUCGCAGAAUAUUCUGAAGAAUCAUGUCUAUGUAUCUAGGGUUAGAUUGUGUCUUGAGAUAAAGAAAAUGACUGUUGAGAAACAAAUAUAUGAAUAUAUGUCCUACAUUCUUCUUAGUAUAAACGAGUUAGAUGGAAAUUUUUUGUAAAUUCCUACGCUAUGUUAAAAUAUGGGAAUGCAUUAUGUAUAUAUUUGUUGUUACUUGAUGGAUAUCCAAAUUUUUAGAUAUGAGAAAUAACCCGUAAAAUCCAAGGUGCUAAUUAAGAUUACUGUUGCUAGUGUUCUGCAAUUUUUAAUUCGCAUUAUUCAUGUCAGACUUUUACACUUGUGAUGAGAUCAUUUACUUUCAAAUUGCUCAGAAAUAUUAUGGUGAUAUAUAUGUUGAAAAUGAGUUAAGAUAGUAGGGAAUGUUAGAGAAGAAGUACUAAACAGCAAAAGAGGUUCGUCCAAGAUGCAUUGGAAUGUACAAAGUUGUCUUCCCCAAUCUGUCUUUUCCUUUAGCCCACAAAGUUUGAAGGACCAGAAACCCCAAGCACCAUAUACCAUAGAUGCUAAGUGGUGACUGUGAUUCUACCAGAAUUUAUUGGAAAUGGAACAUUUUGCCAAAAUAUCAACCAUCACAGAUUUUGAUGUGAAAUUAUAGCUAAAGUAGUAGUUUGAUCUACCUUCACAGUCAAAUGUAGAUCAGAUGUUAGACUUCAAAAGAUAUCUCUAACAUCUGACAUUUUUAAUUAUUGUCUCUUCCCACUGUUUCUCUCCCCAGGUAUUCAUUCUGAUCUGAGAAUAACAUAACCCGUGUGAAAGGAUGUGUGAAGGUUAAAGUGGUUUCCAGUGCGUAACAGCUCCCUUCAUCUUUUAUCACCAUAUUUCUUGCUCUCUGAUGCUAAAAGCAAAUGAUUAUAAAAGCAAUAUUCUUCCUCUCCCAUUGUGACUGAUAUACAUAAAAAGUAAGUUGGGAAAUUUCAAUUGAGGGUUUUCUAUGAGUUUCUCUAUGCUGUAAUUUCUUGGGCUAAGUAAAUAUAUUUGGGUCUUUGAAACUAUUGAAUGUAAUGUAAGGUUAAGUCAUUUCUGAAGUACUUAAGUAAUAGGCCUGGAAGUAUUGCCCAGGCUUUUUGUUUAAUAUUAGCCAAUGUACAUUGCUGUUUUUCUGGUAAUUUGAUAGCCUUAUCUUUUGAUAAUUUUUUCAGUUGAAACUGAAUACGUACAGGAUUUAUUUAAAAAAUUGUAAUCACAGAAAAAAAUAAUGACUAAAUUGUAUUUUUCUGUUUUUGUCAUAAGAGUAUUGCCUUGGAAUUCUUAGCCACUUUGAUAUUGAUCUCUGUUUAAUCUUGAGUAGUUUUGUCAAAUAUUGCAGCUUGGAAAUUGAGAGUAAUAUGUAAUAUUUUCAGGAAACAUUAAUUAGGUUUUGAAUGAUGAUGUUAUUUUGCGAGUUGUAUUCAUUUUCCAUGAUGACUCAUUCUGGACCUUUCAG